This is a messenger RNA of Mus musculus (house mouse), 3218 nucleotides long. RefSeq names its product transmembrane protein 215 (gene Tmem215). Gene Ontology annotation, cellular component: membrane. The record is from RefSeq and is marked validated. NCBI's taxonomy places the organism in Eukaryota, Metazoa, Chordata, Mammalia, Rodentia, Muridae. The transcript is spliced from 2 exons. Bases 1490 to 2197 code for a protein of 235 amino acids.
AGGUCUCCAUUGACUUGGAUCCUGCCUUACGUGCUGAGAGCACUAUAAGCACACGAUAUGAGCAGAAAAGAGUACGUGUACCUUUCUGUGCAUUUUGAACAGGAACCACGCACCAAAGCCUUGUGCUAGGAAUUUACGCUUCUGUAGUCGUCAUAGCAUUUGCUCAGACAUCUGUUGUUAAUAGUCUCCUGAUGACUGAUUCUGGUACACAGGGCCAGCCUAGGUGGAGAAGGUCUGGUUGUCAACAUUCUUUCCACCAAGUCAAGACUUGGCAUGAAAGAACGUAAUUUUUUGCCUUCCUAAUUCCUUUCCUCUACCUUAAACAGACCAGGUGAAGGAUCGCAACCACAUCUAAUCUUCCCUAGAGACAAGAGAACCCUAUAUUCCGCGGGCAGACACUGGACUGAGACUAGCAAGACAGAAGAGUCUUGUCUCUUGUCACCGGUUGGGCCUGACCCUCCAAACCAAAGUCUGUCCUGUGGGCUCCCUGAAUGAAGAUCAGAACCAGAAGCCCUUCCUCCUGGCUCCAGUGUGGUUGGAACCACGUCUGUGGGAUUGAGUUUCCAAGGAUACUUUCUGCCAAGUGCAAAGAUGGGAGUCCAGCGGAGGAGACUCUGGUGACUUCUAAGCACAGGCAGGACCCGGAGGCCUGACCUUCGUGCUCCUACCGCCUGGGUGCUCUCCCGGGACGCUCAGGUCAGGCAGAAGCAGCCUGCGACCCAGCUUCUUCGAGGGUAUCUUGCGCCUGGUGGAGCUGCCUGGGAGAGGCAGAGGCAGAGACAGUCCUGGGGAACCUGGUUGCUGUCGGGGCAGGGGCAUUUGCUCAGGAAAUGUGGAACUGGCCAAGAGAGUCAGUCUCCAACAUCCUCUCACGUUGUCGCCAGAGCCCUUAGAUCCUGAAUUUGGAACCCAGACUAGGACGGUGCACCAGCUGCCCCGUGGGCAAGGAGCUCUGGGCUCCGGUUUAUGGCAGCCGCACGGACACCGGUCCAAGCCACCCGCCUGCUGCACCGCGACGAGAGCCCCCCAGCAGCCCGCUUCCCGCGGCCGCUGGGCUCUGACCCCCUCGCGCCCCCGCGCGUCCAUCUCUGUUCCCAGCGCGGUGCAAGUGAUGUAAGGCGGCCAGGCUCGCGCGCUUUCCUCCUGCCCGGACGGAGUCCUCCCUCCCCGCCGGCAGCGCCGCGCGCCCACUCCGAUCCGCUGCGCCCAGGCUCCGCUUCUAGAGCUCUGGCUACCUACUCGCAGCGGCUGGGAAAGACCCUCCUCCUCUAACCCAUCUCCCUCCUCCCCUCCUCGUCCCCCCCCCCCUCCUGUGCAGUGUCGGUGGGGAAAAACCAGGCUUGGCUCUCGGAAUCCAAGAAGAGAACAGAGGGACAGCCCAUACAAAGCUUUCUGGAGACACUGAGAGGUGGCAGGAGCCUUCAGAAAAAAAAGCAAAAGGGUACUACUCCCUGGCUACCAGGCAGCCCCAAGCUGGAUGGAGUGAAAGAUGCGGCCUGAUGACAUAAAUCCGAGGACUGGGCUGGUGGUGGCCCUGGUCAGUGUUUUCCUGGUCUUUGGUUUCAUGUUCACUGUCUCUGGCAUGAAGGGGGAAACUCUGGGGAACAUCCCUCUGUUGGCCAUCGGGCCAGCCAUCUGCCUACCAGGCAUCGCCGCCAUUGCUCUGGCCAGGAAAACCGAAGGCUGCACCAAGUGGCCAGAGAAUGAGCUACUCUGGGUCCGCAAGUUACCCUGCUUCCGGAAGCCCAAGGACAAGGAAGUGGUGGAACUCCUGAGGACCCCAUCAGACCUGGAGUCAGGCAAAGGGAGCUCGGAUGAACUGGCUAAGAAGGCAGGCCUCAGAGGCAAGCAGCUCCCACAGGGACCAGGUGAGGUGCCUAUGGCCAGCUCCGUUACUACCCCCACUCCUACAGAGGAAGGAGAAUGCCAGAGUCUAGUCCAGAGUGGGCGGCAGGAAGAGACAUCCAGAUACCUGGAUGGCUAUUGCCCCUCGGCCAGUUCCCUCGCCUACAGUGCCUUGGAUGCCAAGUGCUCAGCCUGGGACAGAUCUGACCGCCCUGAGCCCGAGGACAGCAUCUUCUUUGUGCCCCAGGACAGUAUCAUCGUUUGCUCCUACAAGCAAAACAGCCCCUAUGACAGAUACUGUUGCUACAUCAACCAGAGCCAAGGCAGGUGGGACCACGAGACAAUAGUCUGACCUGUUCAUACAAGGGUCCCAUGUUGACAGACACAUUGCUAUACUCAGCUCCCAAGGAAAGAGAAUCUGUGCUCCAACAGCCUUCACACUGUUAGAAACUGGCACGGUAUGUGAUGGGGGUGCAGACCUCUGGUGCCUGAUACUCAUGUAAAUAGGCAUGUUGGGGGCAUAGUUUAGGGAAGUACGGAGAAUUAAGGACACUGGGAAGAGACAGUAAACAGGAAGAAAGUUCCAUUUGCUUCUGAACAAAUUAAACAAUGUUGAUUGCUUUGUAAAACAGCCCAAAAAGUGCUUGCUGUCAGGUAAAUCUAGGGAGCGUUAGCUGCUAGGGGUCAAAUGAUGCAGGGGCUAUUCACACAGAAACCGGCUGCUUUGUGUUUGAAGAACAUGAAGGAAAAUUGUAUGUUCCUUUAUAUGGUUUGGUUUUUGUUUUGCUUUGUUUUUUUGCCUGAUGAUAGCUUUUCACACAUGGUAAUUGUUGAAAGACAUAAAAAUCAAGAUAGAAUAGGUGAAUCCUCCUGAUAUGGGAUGGGUUUUGGAGUGAGGGUAGUUAAAAUUGUUGAAAUGUAUAAUUGAAUCCCGACAAGAUCAUGGUUUCAAAUAAAGUGUUGAUUAUGCUAUGUGAAACAUUAAUAUUUUAGGUGGUCAUGUUACUUCUUAAAGUCUUCAUUUGAGCUGAGUGGCUGGGACUUUAUCUGAAGUUUUUAAAAUAUUUAUUCACACUGAUGUAUUUCCUUACCAGGUACAAAAUGGCUUGUUGUGAUAUCGUUAGAUUAGGAUUUCUUUUUAUCAGUUUGUAAGACAAAUUUUACAAAGUACCUCCAGCAUUUCUGGGAGGCAUGUACUAGGAAUUACUGUAUCCCUUUUAAAGUAUGAGACUACAAGUCAAUCCAUUAGUCCUGAGCUCUAUGAAAACUUUGUAUGAGACACAUGGUUAAGCCUUCAUUUGUCAUUUAUACAUUUGUUCAACAGCGCCCCUCCCCCAACCAUGAUGAGAAUGCAAUGAAACAAGAGUUAAUUU